Messenger RNA from Gamsiella multidivaricata, 1592 nucleotides. RefSeq names its product Aspartate/glutamate/uridylate kinase. Gene Ontology annotation, molecular function: aspartate kinase activity. The record is from RefSeq and is a predicted model, not a curated record. Lineage: Eukaryota; Fungi; Mortierellomycota; Mortierellomycetes; Mortierellales; Mortierellaceae. Bases 186 to 1517 code for a protein of 443 amino acids. The transcript is spliced from 3 exons.
AAGUCCCUCGGCACCACGAAUCGGUAAACAAAACAAAUCCCUUUUCUUUUUCUUUUUCUUUAUCUAUCGACCCUGAGUCCUCUUCGCCCAUUGGUUCAUCUCGUCCAGCGGACUCACUCAACGGAUAUGACGCCGCUCUUUGUUCUUCUUACAAUAAUAGAUUGCUGAGGGCUGCUGCCUCAGCAAUGGUCCCUGGAUCGAUUGAGUAUAUCGAGACUGUCAAGGAGAUCCGGCUCGACCAUCUGGACGCUGCGCAAAAGCACAUCACCAACCCAGACAUCCUUAAGCAAGUACAGGGCGACGUCAACCAAGACUGCGAUCGUCUGCAGUCGUUCUUGGAGGCAGCUCAGAUCAUCGAGGAGAUUUCACCAAGGUCAAAGGACAUUAUCAUGGCAGUUGGUGAAAAGCUCUCGUGCAGAAUCGUCGCUGGUCUGCUGGAGGACCGCGGCGUACCCACGGAAUUCGUGAAUCUGGAGAAUGUUAUCGACGCAGUCUUUGAUGUUAAUUGUCUGGAUCAGAACUUUUACGACUAUCUGUCGCGUGCAUUUGCGGCUGCAGUAUCCAAGUGCGGCGAUCGUGUUCCAGUCGUCACCGGUUUCUUUGGCUCAGUACCUGGUAGUCUGUUGACGAGCAUUGGUCGCGGUUACACGGAUUUGGCGGCUGCUCUGAUUGCAGUCGGUCUUGACGCUGAAGAACUUCAGGUCUGGAAGGAGGUCGACGGUAUCUUCACAGCAGACCCUCGAAAGGUCAAGGACGCUCGAAUGCUCAACAUCAUCACCCCGGAAGAGGCCUCAGAAUUGACGUAUUACGGCUCCGAGGUCAUCCACCCCUUCACGAUGGAACAGGUCAUUCGUGCACAGAUCCCUAUCCGUAUCAAGAACGUGAUGAACCCACGCGGCGCGGGCACCAUCAUCUUCCCGGACCAGCCCUCGGGCAUAUGCUCCCCCAACGGCAGGAAUACGCCUCCACCAUCGUCCAAGGUCCUGUUAGAGAACGGUUAUCAAUUAGAUCUGUCACGGCGGCAUCCCACGGCUGUGACGAUCAAGGACAAUGUAUGGGUCCUCAACAUCCAUUCAAAUCGCAAGUCGGUCUCGCACGGCUUCUUUGCUCAGAUCUUCAGUACGCUCGACAGGUUCGGUAUCGCUGUCGAUCUGAUUUCGACGUCGGAGGUCCACAUCUCGAUGGCGCUGGGCGCUAACGUGAUCGAGGCCGAGAUGGAGAAGGCAAUGGAGGCACUGCGGUCGCUGGGCGCGGUCAGUGUGAUGAAGGAAAUGGCGAUUCUGUCACUGGUCGGCAAGCAGAUGAAGAACAUGGUCGGUAUCUCGGGCCAGAUGUUCACGACGCUCGCCAACGCCGGCAUCAACAUUGAGAUGAUCUCACAGGGUGCCUCCGAGAUCAAUAUCUCGUGUGUGAUCCUGGAACGGCAGGCCAUCCAGGCCCUGAACGUGAUCCAUGCUGAGCUGUUGAGCAACGUCGGCAAAUACUCCGAGGUCCCAGAAGAGGCUGUGGCGAUCUAGAGAGGACGACAUUGUCUGCGGGUUUUUCUAGACGACAUCGUCUUUUUUCUCUCUCCUUCUAUAUAUCUAUCAGUC